Setaria italica (foxtail millet) is the source of this 1393-nucleotide messenger RNA. RefSeq lists its product as uncharacterized. Lineage: Eukaryota; Viridiplantae; Streptophyta; Magnoliopsida; Poales; Poaceae. The record is from RefSeq and is a predicted model, not a curated record. Bases 93 to 1133 code for a protein of 346 amino acids. The transcript is spliced from 11 exons.
AGUCCACAGGCCACGGCUCAGUCAGGUGAGGUCGCCGCUCGCCCACCCGCCCGCCACCACCGUCCACCGGAUCGAGACGCCGCGCCGAUAGGAUGAGGCCGCCGGUCAGCAGGGCAGCCUUCGCGUCCGUGCUGCUGGGGCGCCGCGCCGUCGGGGCGUCGCUGGUAGCCGCCCGCUGCGCCUCCUCGGCCGCCUCCCCCGCCGCCGCAGUUACUGCCUACGAUCAUGCAUCGUUUGUUAAGGAAAUUGCCGCAACGGAUCCCCCAGAGCAUCUCAACUCUCUCUUGAAUGUGCUUCAGGCACGAGGUGAAAAGAUUGUUUCUCCUGGAGCGAAGAGAGGGUUGAUUCCGGUCGUUGUUCCAUUAUCGGAAAGUCCAGCAGGUAACUUGACAUCCCUACUUAGAUGGCCAACUGCUCCAACUGGGAUGGAAAUGCCUGUGGUGGAAGUUGGUAAGCAUGGGUUGUGGCUUUUGGCUAAGAAUGUGAAACAAUAUAUCCACAGAAUACUUGUUGAGGCUGACAUCAAUGCUGAUACUGGUGACGAUGUAUGGGAUGCCGUGGGCGAAGCUGGUGAAAACCUUUACACUAAAGGUGACUUCAAAGAGUCACAGCUGGCAGAUCUUGAUGUCUAUUUAUUGAAGAAGGUUGGACUUUUCCCUGAUGUUAUAGAGAGGAAAACAUUACGCCAUCUAGAAAAGGGAGAUAAUGUCUCAGCUCUUAUAACUGGAGAAUUCUACAGUAGAGAUCAAUUUCCAGGAUUCGGAAGGCCCUUCGUGUUCAAUGCAGAGAUUUUAAAAAGAGUCGGACGUACAUCUGAAGCCAAAGAUUCAGCUCGUGUGGCUUUGAAGUCACCAUGGUGGACACUAGGCUGCAGUUAUGAAGAGGCUGCUGAAUUAGCUGGGUGGGAGGAUGAGCAGAUCGAGUUUAUAAGAGAGAAGGUAACCGAGGAGGGUAAACGUGAGGAUCUGAAGAAAGGAAAAGCUCCAGAACAGGUGGUCCUUGACGAGGCAGCCUUUCUAAUGGAUUUAGCAUGUGUGGAUGGUAACUGGGAUGAUGUGGUGGAUCGGAUUGCAGAGUGUUACAGGGAAGCUGGGCUUGAUGACGUUGCAAAGUUCAUUGCCUAUAGGGAAUAGAUGGUAGAUUCCCUACGGUUUACAACUCGAUUGAAGAAAUUUUGGCUCUUUCAUGCUGUGACUCCUUUAUUUAUUCAUAAGAGAGAAACUUCCCGUCCAUAAUAAACACGGCAUUAGUUCAUGGAUUUGUGUCAUCAUUUAGUGACCGGCGCCAUAAUAGACAUUUUCACUUGUUUUUGUAUAGCUCUCAACAUAAUUUUGCCUUUCGAAAUUUCAAUAGAAGGAAGGGCUGAGCCCUGAACUUUUUUCUGGUCUCCAAA